AUGAAGUUCCAAUAUGAGGGCCCCGCGUUCUGCUGCAGAAAAGGAAAGGUCAAGAUAGCUACCCCUGAAAUUCCUCAAGAGUUGCAUCGGUUGUUUACAAGUCAGGUUGAUGCUGAUGCAAAAUAUUUUAGAAAACGCAUACGAUAUUUCAACACCCACUUCUCCUUCACAAGACUUGGAGUCACCCUUGAUAAGACGGUUAGCAAUGCAGCGAGAACCGGUGUGUAUACAUUUGUAGCACAAGGGUCAAUGUAUUACAAGAUGGAUGAUCUGGUGCCUGGUGGUCAAGGGCCUAGGAAUCUCCAGCUCUACUUCUAUGAUACAGAUGAAACCUUGGAACAUAGAGUGAAGCGGUCCCCAGACCUUGAUAUCAAUAUCAUACGGAAGAUUCUGGAGAUACUAGAGGAAAACCCAUAUGUGCAGACCUUUAAGAGCAUUGGAUCUAUUCCAAACCUAGAAGAAUAUAGGAUAUCCCUUAACACAGAUAUAAGACUGGACCAGCGAAGGUACAAUGCCCCCACAGCUUCUCAAGUGGCCGCGAUGUGGGUUGAAGGGAGUGACCCACAAAACACUUUUGAUAGGCAAGUUGUCUUGUAUGGCAAAGGGGACCGUCCUAUAUUUAUUAGAGCAUACUAUGGUUGCUACGAUCCUUUGGCGUAUCCAUUAUUUUUCCCGAGAGGAGAAACGGGAUGGAACCGCUGGAUACCAUAUGAAACACCUUCUAAAGUCGCUCUGGAGGACAAUGAGGAUGACACCGAGCGUGAAGACAUGCAUGGUCUAGACCAGACCUCAAAUGUACAUCUGGAACGAAACACGGAUGAGGUACCAGAUGAUGAAGAGGAGCAGGAUGAUGAUGAAACCGGAGGGUCCAGAAAAUUUGUCAGCGCAAGGGAGUACUACUGCUUCAAGCUACAAGUCAGGAAAGGACUUUUUAACAUUAUAUUAUUUGGUGCACGCGGGUUCCAGCAAUGGGCAUUUGACAUGUACAUCAAGAUGGAGACUAUGAGACUUGAUUUCUUCUCCAAGCCUAAGAAUCAAAAGCUCGUUCGUGCUGAUCUAUACCAGGGUGUCGUUGACGUCAUGGAUGCUGGCGAGACACAUGGUUCUCAUGUUGGUAAGAGAAUCGUGCUCCCGAGAACUUUUCCAGGAGGUGAUCGAGACAUGCAGCGAAGAUUCCUUGAUGCAAUGGCGAUAGUCCAGCGGUUUGGGAAGCCUGAUUACUUUAUCACAACGACAUGCAACCCGCACUGGGAGGAGAUUACAUCCGGACUUGAACCCGGGCAGACACCACAAGACCGUCCAGACCUUGUGGCGAGAGUAUACAGGGCCAAAUUGCGAAGUAUGAAGGAUCUCUUGAUAAAAAAGAAGUACUUUGGUGAGGUUGCUGCAUAUGUCCAUGUUACCGAGUUUCAAAAGAGGGGGCUGCCACAUGAGCAUAUGCUUCUGAUCAUGAGUUCGGAUAGCAAGCUGACAAACCCAGAUGGGUACGACAAGGUGAUAUCAGCAGAACUUCCUAACAAGGACAAGUACCCUAUAUUGCACGCUCUGGUGGUCAAACACAUGCUCCAUGGACCAUGUGGUGCUCUUAGAAAAAAUUGUCCUUGCAUGAUAGAUGGUGAAUGUCGAUUUCGCUAUCCUCGGCAGUUUUGUGAUGCUACACAGCAAGGAAAGGACUCAUAUCCUAUCUAUAGGAGGAGGCCUGAUGGUCAUCAAGUGAAGGUCAGAGGAGCAGAGUUGGAUAAUAGAUGGGUUGUGCCAUACAACCCUGGUCUACUUAUGCGGUAUAAUUGUCACAUCAAUGUUGAAGCUUGCUCUAGCAUCAAGGCAGUGAAAUAUUUAUUCAAGUACAUCUAUAAAGGACAUGAUCGUGCCUCAUUCUCGGUCGAUCCAGCGGUACAGAAUGAUGGUGAAGUAAUCAAUGAGAUUAAACAGUACAUGGAUGCUAGGUUCAUGGGGCCACAGGAGUCUAUCACCAGGACUUGCGGUUUCCCAAUGUUCGGUGUCUCUCCCUCUGUUCUCCAACUUCAAUUGCAUUUGGAAGAUAUGCAGCCUAUCACAUUCAAAGAGGGUGAUAAUCUAGAUGACGUCAUAAAUCGGCCCUCUUCUUACAGUACCAUGCUCACUGAAUUUUUGAAGAUGAACCUGGUGGAUCCUUAUGUGAGGAACUUCUUGUACAAAGAGUUCCCAGAAUUCUACCGGUGGAUCAAGGGUAAGAAGAAGUGGCAGAGAAGAAAGUUAAGAGGGCGGGGAUAG
Messenger RNA from Lolium perenne, 2253 nucleotides. RefSeq lists its product as uncharacterized. NCBI's taxonomy places the organism in Eukaryota, Viridiplantae, Streptophyta, Magnoliopsida, Poales, Poaceae. The record is from RefSeq and is a predicted model, not a curated record.